Messenger RNA from Carassius carassius (crucian carp), 435 nucleotides. It is a transcript of the gene mrpl16, whose product is annotated as mitochondrial ribosomal protein L16. Gene Ontology annotation, biological process: mitochondrial translation. Gene Ontology annotation, molecular function: rRNA binding; structural constituent of ribosome. Gene Ontology annotation, cellular component: ribosome; mitochondrial large ribosomal subunit. NCBI's taxonomy places the organism in Eukaryota, Metazoa, Chordata, Actinopteri, Cypriniformes, Cyprinidae. The record is from RefSeq and is a predicted model, not a curated record.
AUGGUUCUACCAGACUAGCCUAAACUGAAGCUCCUCGAAAAGGACCCUAUGUUAAAACAAGCAAAUAAGGAGAUGCAGAAGCUGCAUGACAUCCAGAGACCGGCCGAAAGCACAAAUAUGUUCAGUGAAGGACAGUACUGGAUUGUGAUCAGUGCUCUGGGUGGAGGUUAUUUGCUCUUGGGUCACAUGGAGAUGAUGCGUCUCACCAUCACGUUUGCUGUGUGGUGCAUCAAGGCCCCGUACAUCACUCGUAAAGGCCUGGGCCAGUGUGUGGGUGGCUGGAAGGUUGCCUUCGAUCAUUAUGUGACGGUGAAAUGCGGCCGGUUGGUGGUGGAGGUUGAGGAUCGUGUUGAGCUGGGUGAGGUGGAGGCUGUCCUCAAAGAAGUGGACAAGAAGCUUCCCUUUCCAGCCAAGAUCGAUGUGGCAAUAAAGUGA